UGACGACGUUGGGGCAAAAAUCUAAAUCAAAAACCCUAGAUUCCAAAAUCGCAAGCGGUUCUCGACACUCCAUACUUGGUGUCGAUUUCGACCUCGCAGAACACUGAAUCUCAUCAAGUGUUUGCAAUUUACAAGUCGACACAUUCCAUUAGAAGAGAAACCCUUUCUUGCAUCAUAUGGCCGGACCAAGAAACAGCCAUGGAAAGCGUUCCAGCUCUCACUCUGAUCACAACGAUAAUGGAAGAACUAAAAGACGCAACAAUGGUGAUGAUAGAGGAAAGAUCUCAAUCAAUUCAGAUGAUACUGUAUACCGAUACUUAUGCCCUAGUAACAAAAUCGGAAGCAUAAUGGGAAGAGGAGGUGAUAUUAUCAAGCAAUUAAGAUCCGAAACUAAUUCAAAAAUCAGAAUUGGUGAGACAGUUUCAGGGUGUGAAGAACGCGUUAUUACUAUCUACAGCACGAAUGAUGAAACAAACAAAUUUGAUGAAACUGAAACUGAUCAACGAGUUUGUCCAUCACAAGAUGCCCUUUUCAAAGUACAUGACAGAGUAGUAGCUGAUGAAGUGGGCCCUGAUGAGGCUGCUGACAUGGCACCACAAGUUACAGCUCGCCUCCUUGUCCCAUCUGAUCAAAUUGGAUGUGUUAUUGGAAAAGGUGGACAAGUAGUUCAAACUAUAAGGACAGAAACCAGUGCUCAGAUUCGUAUUAUGAAAGAUCAUCAUUUGCCUUCUUGUGCAUUAAGCAAUGAUGAACUCAUACAAAUAUCUGGUGAAGCUUCUGUUGUUAGAAAAGCAUUAUUUCAAAUAGCAUCACGUCUUCAUGACAACCCAUCAAGAUCUCAACAACACUUACUCACUCCCUCCACUAUGUAUCCUUCUGUUAUGGGAACGCCAGGUGGCGCUCCAAUUAUGGGGUUAACUCCACUUGUUGGUGGAUAUAAAAGUGAAAAUGGAGCUCUUUAUCCAGCAUCAAGGCGUGAAUCAUCUUCAAAAGAGUUUUCUCUUCGUUUGAUUUGUCCUUCUGCAAAUAUUGGUGGUGUAAUUGGAAAAGGAGGUGCCAUAAUCAAUCAAAUUAGACAAGAAUCUAGAGCAAGUAUUAAAGUUGAUAGCUCAACAACUGAUGCUGAAGAUUGCAUAAUAUCUAUAUCUGCAAAAGAGAUCUUUGAAGACAGUUUUUCUCCAACUAUUGAUGCAGCAAUCCGUCUACAAUCAAAGUGUAGUGAGAGAGUUGAAAGAGAUUCAGGUCUUCUUUCAUUUACAACAAGAUUACUUGUUCAAUCUUCUCACAUUGGAUCCAUAAUUGGGAAAGGAGGAUCAAUAAUUUCUGAAAUGAGAAGAAUCACUCAAGCUAAUAUUCGCAUACUUUCAAAAGAAAACCUUCCAAAAGUGGCUAAACAUGAUGAUGAAAUGGUUCAGAUUUGUGGAGAUGUUGAUGAUGUGAAGGAUGCACUUGUACAAGUGGCAUCAAGAUUGAGGGCAAAUAUUUUUGAUAGAGAAGGGGUAUUUUCGUCUUUUGUUCAAGUUCUUCCGUAUCUUCCUGUUGCAUCUCCUGAAGUUUCAAGGUAUGAAAGUAGAGAUUCCAAAGGUCAUGGACACAGAUAUGGUGAUUCAUAUGACUUCCCACCUCAUGAUGGAUAUGGAAGCUAUGCUCCCUCACAUGGACGAAGUGGUGGGCCCGGUGAUGGUUAUGGAUCAUCUUAUGGCGGUAGUAGUUAUUCUCCAAGACGUAGUGGUGGUGGUUCUCGGAGGUUAUCUAGGCAUGAUAAAAGCCCUACGGGUGGCUUCAGGCGGAGAGGGUACGGUUAUUAAAGUCUGUUAGGUGGACCCCACAGGUGAAGAAGACCAACCAAGCCAAACCAAACCAAGCCGAGCCGAGCCUGAGCCUGAGCCGCAGUCUAUACGGAAACCCACCUUAUUAUGGCUUGCUUUCAGAGCCUUUGAUCAAAGAUUAGCUUGUUUUGCUAGUUUCUUUACCAAUCUUCCAAACAACCUAACCUUGUUCAAUGGCAUGUUACUUCCAUUCCAAUCUCUCUCUUAAGUAUUUUCUGAAUUUGUCUCUACAUUUAUAUUUCCUUAUUUUUAUUAUGCUUGUAAUCUAUUUUUUGGAUGGGACUAAAAGUUGCAAUUUUUUGUCUCUAUCACUCCAAAUCAUGACAGACAGUCAUGUUAUGUCAUAACAAAUCAGGUUUUAAUGAUGGAGAAAUCUUUAUUAAAUUCACAAGUUCUCAAGGAUUUUGAUGCUUUAAAAAAAAUUAAUUUUGCAAAUGAUCAUUGCUAUUUGAUCAAGGACAAUUCGAGGUGAAGGAUUUUAUGCUACCUUUUACUGGUUUUUCUUUGUCUUCCUAAUAUAUAUUGUUUAGUUUAUAGGUGGAUAUUGACAUUGUAUAAU
Lactuca virosa is the source of this 2388-nucleotide messenger RNA. NCBI's taxonomy places the organism in Eukaryota, Viridiplantae, Streptophyta, Magnoliopsida, Asterales, Asteraceae. The record is from the annotation of a GenBank genome assembly.